Molecule: messenger RNA, 501 nt
Organism: Hibiscus syriacus
Lineage: Eukaryota; Viridiplantae; Streptophyta; Magnoliopsida; Malvales; Malvaceae
Exons: 2
Coding region: 1-501 (166 amino acids)
Source: RefSeq, a predicted model, not a curated record
AUGGACAAGGAGGUGGGAGCAACUCAAAGCGAAUUAGACCUUGUGAAAGCAGCUGCAUGGGCAUGGUACCAGCACAGUUCAUGUUCCGGAGGCAAGCCGACCGUGAUCAGAGAAUUUAAUGCCACUCGAUCUCGACGAGCUUCGGGGCCUACACACUACAACUCGGAAGCCAUGAGAAACAACCACCACAUCGACAUGGAGACGGAGGGAUCGAUCCCUACCCGUAAUGCUCUCCUGGAUCCAUGCGAGAUCGAAAGCAUUUCUAAGCAACUGGAUCAGCUUAUCAAGUUGAGUGGGAUCAAAUUCUACGGGGAGCUAUUGAGGAUGGAUGCAGAUGAGAAAAAGAGAAGCAGGAGCAUGUUGAAAGGGUUCCUGCAAAGGCGUGCUGUGGUAUGCGGCAGAACCCCUGAUGUGGAGGAAACGGCCCUAAGACCCCAAAACCAUAUGGCUGCUGCUGCUAAUAGGGUUAACGGCAAGCCACGAGCAUCCCACGUUUGGUGA